Diuraphis noxia (Russian wheat aphid) is the source of this 2605-nucleotide messenger RNA. RefSeq lists its product as uncharacterized. The record is from RefSeq and is a predicted model, not a curated record. Gene Ontology annotation, cellular component: nucleus. Gene Ontology annotation, biological process: regulation of transcription by RNA polymerase II. Lineage: Eukaryota; Metazoa; Arthropoda; Insecta; Hemiptera; Aphididae. Gene Ontology annotation, molecular function: DNA binding.
AACAGUCGCAACAGUGCACAGACGCAUCGCCGCGUUCCGUAACCGGUGUACACCGUAGUGUCUGCUCUCCGAAAUCGAUAAUCGUGUGCGUUCUCAUUUUAUACGACCUGAUAUUAUUAUACAUCGCCCUGCGUUGAUUUAUAGGAUAAUACGUUUUUAUGUUUUUGUAACAGUUUCAUAAAAAAACAAUAAGUUUUUCUUCCGUGUAAUUACAAUUUAAUAAUACUUGGAGUUAAAUAUUAUAUUAUUAUACCUAUAGUAUAGGUAUACGCGUGACGUUCCUAAAUCACCAAUUAUUUACCACGAAAUCUUGUGUGAGACAUUUUAUUGAAUUGUGCGUUUUGGUUUUUACCCACUUUUGUUUUUUGCCGCCUUUUACCGCGAACAAGGUUCGAAAUUAUUCGUUCAAAAUUGGCCGCAUCAAGCAGAAUCCGGUUCGUGUAGCCACUGGCGAAACGGCUGCGCACGACUUGUUAAGUACCGAUUUGCCAAUUGACUGUAUGAAAAUGACAAUGGAUGCCACAGAUAGUGCAAGACUUGGCUUAAAUUUGAAUUUGAGCGUGCAGCCUCAAUCAUAUCAUUGGAUGCAAUCACCUAAAGGUACUGAUGACGAGGACGAGGACGACCGCAGAAGAGUGGAUGAUGAUUGUUCACCGGAAGAAGAACCGGAUAUCCUGGAAAUGCAGAGAGAAGAACGAGAAACCCUAAAUCAGUUGGCUCGUCGUUUGGCAAGUGCGCCACACGGACUGAUGGGAGGUCACACAGCGUCUAUGAUACAACAUUUGGUUUAUCGUCAUCCUAAUGGGAUGCCUAUGUCUGAUCAGAUCGUCAUGCCAAUACCCUCUAGACGACCAGCCAAUAUAGAAUCACCACCAGGAUCUAGCCGAUCAGGUGACACACCUCUUGGUCAUGAAUAUACACAGGAAAACGAAUCAUCUUUGUUAGCCAGAAAGGGUGAAGCACAAUCGUGGACUUUUGAAGAACAGUUUAGACAGCUAUAUACGGCGGGCAACGAAACGGACAGACGCAGUUUCCUGGAUUCACUGUUCAGUUACAUGCAGGAACAAGGGACUCCGAUCAGUCGACUACCGAUCAUGGCUAAACGUGUGUUGGACCUGUACACGCUGUACAAACUGGUUGUGCAGAGAGGUGGAAUCGUGGCGGUCAUCACCAAAAAACUUUGGCAAGAGAUAAUCCGAGGCUUGGGCCUACCGCCGUCUAUCACUAGUGCGGCUUUCACAUUGAGAACACAAUAUGUCAAGUACCUGUACGCGUACGAGUCGAAAAUGAAUCAGUUCAGUUCGGUGGACGAAUUGAACAUGGCUAUAGCCGGAAACCGGCGCGAGGGUCGCCGGAACAAGUCGCUUCUGUCCGAGUACUUGCCCGCGCUCCCGGUGACGACGGCCGCCGGACAGCUUCAUCACCACGGUCAACUGUCGUCGGCGGCGCACGGACAGCAUCAUAAUCACCAGCAACAACAGCACCAUCACCAACAGCAGCAGCAGCACCAUCACCACCAGCAGCAGCAGCAUUACGCCAGCGUGCUAGCUGCUGACGAUCGGUUCCGACACUUGGCAGCCGCUAUCAUAGACAACAACAGACAUCGCGCCGCCACGGAACAGGGAAGACAGCAGCCGUCGUCGUCUUCGUCGUCGCCUCGGCCAGGCAGUCCGAUGCAACGUCUGGCCCAACUCCAGCCACCACCGUCGACGGGUGCUGCCGAAUCUUCGCCGUUGUUCAACGGCCACCAGCUACAGUUGCCGCAUUACCAAUCAGCCACGAUGAUGGCCGCUGCAGCACAUCAAGUGGUGGCCGGCGACCACACUAGCAAACAGCGAGAAAUUCUCAGUAUGUUGAUGUGGAUGGAUUUAAUGAGAGCUAAUCAAACUGCAGCCAUUCCAAGACUUCCAAUACAAAACUUGCAGCAGACACCUUACGUCUCCGCACCCGCAGCGAUGAAUCUGCAGCGCCAGUCUCCAGUCACGUUGCUCCCAAACAACGGACCGCCGGCUGUACCGGAACAGUGUGAGGCGUUGAAUUUGGGUAAGAAGGAACAUGGAACGAAUAACAACAACGCAGGCGAAAACGAGGACGAACCUGAUCUAAAACGAAUCAAGAAGGAACGGUCGCCGCGAGUUGUCGAGAUCAGCCGUCCCAACAGCCCCAAGACGAGCCCUGAACGAUUUCCGGCGCCAACCGGAAGUAGCCCGGUACGGGAGUCCAGUAAAUCGCCUGAACGGAAUGGCGAUGACUUGUGCAGUGACAGCAACGGUACGAUUGAAAUGGACAUCAACGUGUCUGCUGGUAUGCCUAGCGGUCUCAAAAUAAACGUUUGUAAAAGGACAAAAAAUGGGAUUUACAAAGGUCAACUCGUCAAGGUUGAAUCAGAAUUAAAUGGAGGAACGAAAAACUCUAAACCGUUUAUUUUGCGCCUCAAUGGCGAACUCUACACAGGAUGCCUCCAACAACAAAACAGUGUUGUUAAUCAUGAAGACAAUCAUUCUAAUUAAAAUAGUAGACAUUGAUAAGCACAACGAAUGAUUUUUCCUGUAAAUAUAAUAUUAGAUAAUACUUUAGAAGAUAAUUAAGAAAUAUACAAAUAAAU